Capronia coronata CBS 617.96 is the source of this 2463-nucleotide messenger RNA. Its product is annotated as cell division control protein 48. Gene Ontology annotation, molecular function: polyubiquitin modification-dependent protein binding; ATP binding; ATP hydrolysis activity. The record is from RefSeq and is a predicted model, not a curated record. Lineage: Eukaryota; Fungi; Ascomycota; Eurotiomycetes; Chaetothyriales; Herpotrichiellaceae. The coding region runs from base 1 to 2463 and encodes 820 amino acids. Gene Ontology annotation, biological process: mitotic spindle disassembly; retrograde protein transport, ER to cytosol; autophagosome maturation. The transcript has 5 exons. Gene Ontology annotation, cellular component: nucleus; VCP-NPL4-UFD1 AAA ATPase complex; cytosol.
AUGUCUGCGGAACCAGACCAUACCCAUCACAAGGGCAAGGUCAACCUAAACGAUGCCUCUGGUGCCGAGAAGAAAGAAGAGCUUGACACCUCAACCGCCAUCCUGAAGAAGAAAAAGAAGCCAAACUCGUUGAUUGUAACGGACGCCACCAACGAUGACAACUCCAUCAUUGCUCUUUCCAACAACACCAUGGAAACCCUACAGCUCUUCAGAGGAGACACAGUGCUUGUGAAAGGAAAGAAGCGCAAGGACACUGUACUGAUCGUGCUCGCUGAUGACGACCUCGAUGACGGAAACGCCCGUAUCAACCGAGUGGUUCGCCACAACCUGAGGGUCAAACAUGGCGAUAUCAUCACAGUUCACCCGUGCCCCGACAUCAAAUACGCCAAGCGCAUUGCUGUCCUCCCCAUUGCCGAUACAGUCGAAGGCCUCACUGGCUCUCUCUUUGACGUCUUCCUUGCUCCCUACUUCCGCGAAGCCUACCGACCAGUCCGCCAAGGCGACCUUUUCACAGUCCGAGCUAGUAUGCGGCAAGUGGAAUUCAAAGUAGUGGAGGUGGAUCCGCCUGAAUAUGGCAUUGUUGCACAAGAUACCAUUAUCCACUGCGAGGGAGAUCCGAUCCAGCGCGAAGAUGAAGAGGGCAACCUGAACGAGGUCGGAUACGACGACAUUGGUGGUUGCAGAAAGCAGAUGGCUCAAAUCCGAGAACUGGUUGAGUUGCCUCUGCGCCACCCUCAGUUGUUCAAGUCCAUCGGUAUCAAGCCUCCACGUGGUAUUCUCAUGUAUGGACCGCCCGGUACAGGCAAGACCCUGAUGGCCCGAGCCGUUGCGAACGAGACCGGUGCCUUCUUCUUCCUCAUCAACGGACCCGAAAUCAUGUCCAAGAUGGCUGGAGAGUCAGAGUCGAACCUACGAAAGGCGUUCGAGGAGGCCGAAAAGAACUCUCCUGCCAUCAUUUUCAUUGAUGAAAUCGACUCAAUCGCGCCCAAGCGAGAGAAGACGAAUGGUGAAGUUGAACGACGUGUCGUUUCUCAGCUACUCACUCUCAUGGACGGCAUGAAAGCUCGUUCCAACGUUGUGGUUAUGGCCGCCACCAACCGACCUAACUCCAUCGACCCUGCUCUUCGACGCUUCGGUCGUUUCGAUCGUGAAGUCGAUAUUGGUAUUCCCGAUCCAACCGGACGUCUCGAGAUUCUUCAGAUCCACACCAAGAACAUGAAGUUGGGUGAUGACGUUGAUCUGGAGGCUAUUGCCGCGGAGACACACGGUUAUGUUGGUUCUGAUAUCGCAUCUCUCUGCUCCGAAGCCGCUAUGCAACAGAUUCGCGAGAAGAUGGAUCUCAUCGAUCUUGAUGAGGACACGAUUGAUGCCGAAGUGCUGGACUCACUAGGUGUCACGAUGGAGAACUUCCGAUAUGCUCUAGGCGUGUCCAAUCCUUCGGCCCUACGCGAGGUCGCCGUGGUCGAAGUUCCCAACGUUCGCUGGGACGACAUUGGUGGUCUCGAAAACGUCAAGCGCGAGCUCAUCGAAUCCGUGCAGUACCCCGUUGAACACCCUGAGAAAUUCCUCAAGUUCGGCCUUUCUCCGUCCCGAGGUGUUCUGUUCUACGGACCACCUGGAACUGGUAAGACUAUGCUUGCAAAAGCAGUCGCCAACGAAUGUGCAGCAAACUUCAUCUCGGUCAAGGGUCCUGAGCUUCUCAGCAUGUGGUUUGGUGAAUCCGAGAGCAAUAUCAGAGAUAUCUUCGAUAAAGCCAGAGCUGCCGCACCUUGCGUGGUCUUCCUUGAUGAACUCGACUCUAUUGCCAAAUCUCGUGGUGGCUCGGUUGGUGACGCUGGUGGUGCAUCGGACCGUGUUGUCAACCAGCUUCUUACUGAAAUGGAUGGCAUGACUGCAAAGAAGAAUGUGUUCGUCAUUGGUGCCACCAACAGACCGGAGCAGCUUGACAACGCCCUUUGCCGACCUGGCCGUCUUGAUACCCUGGUCUAUGUGCCACUUCCCGACGAAGCAUCUCGUGCGUCUAUUCUCCGAGCUCAACUCCGGAAAACCCCUGUGGCUCCCGAUGUGGAUAUCGACUUCAUUGCUAGCAAAACCCAUGGAUUCUCCGGUGCCGAUUUGGGCUUUGUGACCCAGCGUGCCGUUAAACUUGCAAUCAAGGAGUCGAUCGCUGCCGACAUUGAACGCCAGAAAGAGCGUGAAGCUGCCGGCGAGGAUGCCAUGGAGGAAGAUGAUGUCGAAGACCCGGUUCCUUGCCUCACGAAGGCCCACUUUGAGGAGGCAAUGAAGGUUGCUCGCCGGUCAGUCACUGACGUUGAGAUCCGCCGGUACGAGGCAUUCGCCCAGGCCAUGAAGCAGAGCGGCGGCAGCGCAUUCUUCAAAUUCCCGACUGAAGAAGAGACUGCUAAUGCUGCGAACGGAAAUGGCUUCGGCGAGGCUGGCAAUGAUGACAGCUUGUACGACUAG